Molecule: messenger RNA, 7931 nt
Organism: Paramuricea clavata
Lineage: Eukaryota; Metazoa; Cnidaria; Anthozoa; Malacalcyonacea; Plexauridae
Source: the annotation of a GenBank genome assembly
AUGACGAAGACUAUAAAAGCGACUAAGAUUCGGAAUGUUUAUAUUGUCAAUACCUUUAUAAAGUAUAUGUCAAAAUAUUAAUCUCAACGUCAGAAUGUAAUUUAGUUCACAAUGAUGUUAUUUUAAAAUGUCAGAUUAAGUAGCUUUGCUGAUUAUUUUCCGAUUGAUCUGCUCAUCUCUAGAAUAAGACAUGCAUACAAAAUACUGAUUUUUUUCUCAUUCUUUGCAGCUGUGAUGCUGAUCCUGCAGCUCUGGCAAAAUAUGUUGUUGCGUUAAUUAGAAAGGAUAAACCGUUGGGAGAAUUAGAAGAAAUUUGUAUCGAUCAACUUGAAGUAUUCUUGGGUGGCGGUAGGUUUUGUUUAUAAAUUUAUCUAAUACUUAGCAAUAGGCUGAUGCGAUAUUUUCGAUAAAUAUUGAUAUUUCAAAAAUAUCGAUAUAUUCGAUGUUCCAUUUUUCGCACAUCGAAAAUAUCAAAAGUUUUAACCAGACAACUUAAUUUCGUUUUUUUGGCCAUUAUUGUCCGGUAAAGUUUAGAAAACAUGUGUAUGAAAACAACGUUUGAAAACAAUUAGCCAUUCCGAAGUUGAUGAGAGGACUGGAGACGCGUUAUGUUCGUUGGGUCGUACAGUAAAUGUAGUAGUACUGUAUAAUAGACGUUUGACUGGGACCAAAGAAUGGACUGUCCGCUAACGAUAGAUAUCUGCUUCAAAGUGGUGUAUGUAAGGAGACAUUCCACUGUAUCAGCUGGUCUGUGACAUAACAAGUCCCUGGAAGAAAUUGAUCAUUUGAUGCAUUAAUCGUAUGUUUUCUUUAUUUUAGAGACAGUAUUGUUUGUGAAGACAUUGUUUGAAGUACUUCAAAAUAAUUCGUAUAUCCCAGCCCCACCAAAACCCACGACUCCCCUUCCAGCUGAACCUCCUAAACAAAUUAGUCCACCCACCAAAGUAAGCAACCCGCCCAAAGUAAAUAACCCACCUAAAGUAAGCAACCCACCCAAAGUAAGUAACCCACCGAAAAUAUAUGACCCACCCAAAAUAAAUAACCCACCCAAAGUAAGUAACCCGCCCAAACAGAUUAGCCCUCCGAAACCAAGUAACCCGCCUAAACAAAGUAGUGUUUCACCAAAACAAAGCAGCACCCCAAAGCCAACCAUCGGUCCAACUACACCAACUACACCAAAAGCAAGUGUUUCUCCCCAACAGCCAAACGCUCCUUUAUCCCCAAGGCCUGUACACAAGAGAUUGCUCAGUACAGAUGAAAGUUUUAGACCUCAAGCUGCAGAGGUAAGUACUGCACUGUACAUUUGAUUGUACUAUUGGAUUAAUAAUUACAUAGAUAUAGUGUAUUCUACAAACAUUUCUUACAAACAUGUCAAAAUGUGUACCAUAUGUCGCUAUUGGAGAGAAUCAAUAGUACCAGUAUACCGGUGUAUUUUCAAACACUAGUCUGGCCAUAUGAAUGAUUUAACAAGACGCCUGCUUAGGCGUUCACACUAGAGACCUUACGAUUUUAGGACGGCACCGCGACGGCAACGGCUACCAAUACAAUAGAUCAUUGAAAAGAAUUGAGUAAUUACAAUAUAUGAAUAAUUUAGACAUUGUCCUCGCUCUGUUUACAACGCCAAAUCACAGAUUUUCACGUGUUGAUACAACGGCUGCAUUCCAAGCCACAACAAGUGCAACUUCAAACUGGGUUUAGCAGAACUCUUCCCAACCAUAAAAUCCAUGUCAAGUUCUAAGACUGUAUUAAAUGCAUAUGAUUGAUAAUAUACGACGAACUGUAUUUACUACCAUUUAUUUGAAGGAGUUUGUUUUGGCCGUCGUGUUGCCGUCCUAAAAUCGUAAGGUCUCUACUGACCUGAAAAUGACGACAUACGUGCUAUGGUGCAAUAGACAAGGAAUACAAAUCGUGAAACGCAAAGCGUGAAAGGCUGAAAGUGUGGCGUGAUUCUGAGGAGAUGUUUUCGUAAUGUCCAAUGAAACACAAGUAUUACUCACAAAUGACAAACGUUAUCCAUAAAUGCACAUGGUCUCUGAGCAUGUGAUGCGUUAUAACGCAGACAACAUUAUGAACAUUGUUUACAUUCCGUGAGUCUGUAACUUAUAAAAUUCGAAAAACUCAGCGAUCCAGAUAUCGCAUUUCCAGAGACUUUGCACGGAAAAAAACACCAAGUCAACCUCCAAGAAAGUGCACUGUAGAAUAAAUCCAAAAUCCACAGAAAAAGGCGGUAAAAUUCGCUGACAAAUGAAGAAAUUGUUUGAGACUGAAGUAGUCACUCAUUGAAUAGCCACCAUCUUGAAAACUGAUUUGUAUAGUGAGACUGAGUCUGCGAUUCGCUAACGCAAACUCGAUUUCUCGACGACGAAAAACCCCAGGAAAAUACAAAAUUGGGGAUUUAAGAUUUUAUUGUUUAUUUGCAUUCUUUAACAAAUUACACUAUUCAAGGUAAUUCUUUAUAUCCCCCCCCCCCCUACUUUGAUCGUCUAUAAGCCAUUUGAUCCUCUGGCUUUGGCCUUACUCUGUAAAUUACCUGUAAUUUUUUUCUUCUGAAUAAAUAUUAACAUAUAAUAUAUAUUUACUUCAGUCCUCGGUGUUGGAUGAAGAUGAUCGUGAUUUCAAACGUACAAGAAAACCUGUAGAAGAAACUGAAGAAAAACCUAUCUUAAUAAUCAACCGUGAUUAUCACUCAUCCCACAAAGCAAAGAAAAGACGCAUUGAGCCAGACCACGAUAGUGGGACACGUAUUAAACUUUCGAAAGACGAUACCUCAGAGGAUGUAAAAACUGAAGAGAAAUUCAAAGUUAAAGAAGAAGAGAGUUCUCGAACGAAAGAUGAUGAAAGGAAGAAGGACGAAGACGUUUCAAAGAAGAAAGAUGAUGAACAAUCUGUUGAACAUGAUCGAUCUGAGAAGAAGAGAGAAAAUUCAUCAGGUAACUUAGAAUAUCGGCCAGAGAACCGUCUGACAUAUGGGUCGGACAUAUGUAUUGUUAUACCUGUAUGUCCGAUGACUUUGAGUUCAGUUUGACUUGGAAAUAAGUAUAUGAAUGCAGGCACAAUUUAAUAUCAGCACAAUUUGGAAAAGUCAUUUGAAUCUUGGCAAUGAAUUUCCGAACCCACAUUUUCAGUUGACUAUUUAAACAUUACUCCGAUUCUCCAUUUAACAUACUAUAGGGUGCAUUUUGAUUUACGUUUGACAAAUUUACAGUUAGGUCGGACACCAAUUCACUCGGGUCGGACAAACAAUAAACCUCAGUUUCAAUUAGGUCGGACAGAAUGUCCAGUGGUUUCCUCGCUGCGGCGGACAAUUUCACGAACGAUUCGGACGAUGUCCGUGACCGAUCGAUAUAUUUUAAGGCCUGCUUCCCGGAAUAUACAGGGAUUUAUACAAGCUCCUUUCUUGAAUUGAGUAUUGAAACUCACUCUCUCUCUCUCUCUCCAUAAUAAUAUUUUACACAAUAUGCUUCGAAGAAAUUGUGGCAAAUGUGAAUAAUUAACUGUAGAAGGAAGCGGGUACUUGACCGUUGUCUAUUCUUUAAAAUGCCAUUAAGAACUUUUUUAAAACGAUUAUAUUUUUGCUGUCUGAAUGGGGAAAAUGUUAUUUGUUAGCGACAAAAUGAACAAAUUUACUGGGUGGGGGGAUUUUGGUGGAGUGAUCUCCUGCUAAAACAAAAUGUUCUUCCGAAAAAACGGUAGUUGAUUAAAAUGCUUGUAUUAAAUAAUCCCUAGCUGGAUGUGUCCGCUUAACUAGGUGUCUGGAUAUUUAUAAAGAUUAUGACUAAUGUGACAAGCAUGAGCAACCUAUCUGGAUCUGAUUUACAACGCGAGCCGUAGUAAAUCAGAUAAAGAUCCCAAACGUAAAAUACAAACCCAUGUAGGUAGUCAGUUUAUGGUUCGUUUUGCCGAGAAAAUAGUCGUGGGUUUCCCCCGCGUACUCCGGUUUCCUCCCACAGGGAGUGUUGACGGGAAUGUUGUCAGGGUUGAUUAGGAUUUUCCCUAAAAAGUAACCCUUCCAUCGUAGUUGUGCUCCGUGAUGGCGAGUCAAAAGGUGGCUGCUAUAUGCGCCCUUAGAAAGAGUAAGACUUGCACUCGAUCACGUUUAGCUGUGUCUUUCGUAAGUCAGGUUAGCUCUCAGCAGCAAGUAAGGAUAAUAAGUACACCCCCUACCCCCUAGCAAGCGACAUUUUUGUCGACACGGACGUCACCCGAAAAUUGGUGUAACUAAUUUUGGCGGCUUUUCGCCUCAUAGCGUUCGUGUAAGGAAGCAAAUGUUUUGUCAUAUGUGUUGACGAUUACCACAAACCAGGCCUCGAAUUUCCCUGAACUCAAUCGACGGCAAUGGCGUUAAAAAUUGCCGUAGAACGUAACAGCUGUCUACGGCAAUUUUUGCAGUUUCCACGGCAUUUUUCUAGAAACAUGUCUACGUAUUUCUUUAGUGUUUUCUUUCGAAGAAAACUGAGACUAAAAUAGUGAUUUACGCAUGAUUUGAUCAACAUCUGAAUUCAAGUAUCAAAGUAGUAAUGCACAAUGAAUAGUAUAAAAAUUGCACCAUACGGCAAAAAAUUGCCGUCGUUGCCGCAAUGAUCCACGGCAUUUUGUUCUCCCUCUACGGCAAUUGCCGCGAUAAAAUUCGAGCCCUGCCACAAACUGACACAAACACAGUUUUUAACCCAGUCCUCCCUCGGCAAUCUGACGUCCGUGUUCACAAAAUCGUCGCUUGCUUAAGCUCACUAAUCAAUUUCAGUGUACAUUGGGCCAGAUAUAAUAAUUUAUUGAUUUAUACUGCGCAAUUAUCAAUCUUACAAUUUUCAAAUGCGCAUUUAUUUACAAAGAUUUAAAAAAUGACAGUAUAUCUAAAUAUGUUACAUAUAAGAUAUCCGUAAAGUUUAGCUUAACCGUUCCAGGACAGCUAUUCAAAAGCUUGACGGAAUAAAAAUGUCUUUAUAGACUGUUUAAAAAUAUCUAAGGAUGAGCAACUUUUAAUAUGAUAUGGCAAAGUGUUCCACAGUGCAUGCAGAAGCUGUUAUUCAAAAUGCUCUAUCGCCUAAAGUCUUUAGUGAUUUCCCUGACGGAACAGGGAAAUCACUGAAGACUUUUGGCGAUAUAUCAUUUUGUAUGGCAGCUCCUGCACUGUGGAAUACUUUGCCGUAUCAUAUUAGAAGUUGCUUAUCCUUAAAUAUUUUUAUACAGUCUAUUAAGACAUACAGUAUGUCUGUGUUUGCUUGAUAUGGAAGUGCGCUUAAGAGAGGCGUUCGUUAAUAGACAAAAUAUUUACAAUAACGUUUUCUGUCCUUCGAAGUACUUUAAUUAUACUCGUUAUUUUGUAUGCUUGACGUUUUGAUGUGUUUUUAGUAAGAUAUUGGGCAUAAUACCAAGUUAAAUUUGAAACUCACCUGUUCCUGCAUUCUUAGAUCGAGAAGUUUCCCAACGUAGUUUCGAGAAUUCUAAAGUGAAAUACGGCAGAUUUGAUGACAACAGAUCAGUGAAAGGCAGACUAUACAAAGGCAGACCGUGGAUCAAAAGAGGCCGUUGUCGUGAUUAUGAUGGUAAGGAAAAUGUAACUAUGCAGGAAUAUGAAUAGCCUGUGUACAGACCACAGAUUAAGUAAGGACAGAUGUGUAACUUCAGUAAAAAAGUUGUCCCAUGGUCGCCAUCUUCCCAGCAAAUGUCACUGGCCUGAUAAUUUGUCAUUUGGUAAUACUGUACGUCAUUGCUUUCAAAAAUGCUUUUAACACCUUUUCUACAACUCUAAUUACUUUAAUUGCUUUUAAACGUACAACAAAUGAUGCUCAUGAUUGUUCAAUUCAUAAAUUCCGAUCCAAAAAAGCCGCAAUAAAGUGCAAAAGUUCGUGUUUUUUCAGGACGCCGUUUUGCUAUCAAGUGCAUGUCAUGGCGUGAGCAUGACGUGUACAUCUAGGGAAAUUUUAGGACACGAAGUCCUAUUAAGUUACGCAUCUGGUAUAUACUUAAUCUGUGGUACAGACUGAAAAUUCGUGCUUGUCGACCCCCAGCUGCGCUACCCUGGGUAGUUGAUUCUGAUUGGCCAUAGUUAAAUUCAGUAGAUUCUGAUUGGCUGAGUUCAAACGUCAACAAACUUCUGACUUUUCUGGCUAACGUAAACAAAUCACAUCACGAUCAGGAAUUGCCGUUAUUUUCAACUCGUUGUUGCAUUUCAUUUGUUCAAUAGGCAAUUCCAGUUUUUAAUUUAUGCGCGCGGGGGGUGACAGGAAGUAAGGUAUCGUGUUGCUGAUUAUGCUGUAAAAUUUCAAUAAAAACUGCCGAAACAACCGAAAUAUUUCAAUAUUUACAAAUAGAAGCUAUCACUCCGUGUUUACACGGCCGCCAUUUUUAUUUUUUCCAGCAUAAUCAGCAAUAGUGACUAUGUUCCCAUUCCCCCUGCACGCAUAAACUAAAAGCUGGAAUUGCCUGUUAGAUAUUAUAUUAAUCUGCACAAUACUGUUUCGAUUUUGAAAAUCAAAGUCCAACGGUCGUUGAUAUUUAUGUCAAGCCAAUCAGAAUCUAUUAAAUUCAGUUGUGACCAAUCAGAAUCAACUACCCAGAUCUGGAUAGCGCUGCUGGGGGUCGUCAAGCAAUGCCAUAAAUUUCCACAGUCUGUAUUACAGCAAAAAAGAGGGUAGGAUAAUGAACAAGCAGGGCUCGAAAUAGCGGGCUGCCAAUGGCCAAAAGCAGGCCAUAUUUUAAAAAUGGCAGGCAAAAACAAAUUUGAACUGCCAAAGUAAAAAACAAAAAGGGAAGGUGAAAUUCUAUAGAUAUAUUUAAUUUCAUAUGCUUACCACAACUCAUAUAUACUAGAUCAUUUAGUUGACUAAAUACGUUUAUAUUUGAAAUGUAUAAAUCCACGUUUACUGUAUAGUAAAAUAGACAAGUUUAAAAUAAAUGCAUGUCAUGAAAACAUUGAUUUUUUAUCAUGUGACUCAUUGCACUCAUAUGAGACGUCGCCAUUUUGGCAGUUCAAUGAAUAAAAUUUAUUUCACCUGCCAAAACAUUUUAGACUGGCAGGCCAUAUUUUUUCUCCAUUUCGAGCCCUGUGAACAACUGAUGAAUUUCCCACGUACAUGCAUGUACAUCAUUGAAAUUGAGAACACUUAAUUGUUACAAUAACAGGAGUAUUGACUAUAAAUGCUUCUAUAAUUGUUUUAGCAACCAUCAAAGGUUCUGUAUUAUAAAAUAUCACCCCAUGCUAUAUUUGUGUAGAGAAAGGAUUUUGCAUGAGAGGAGAACUCUGUCCUUAUGAUCAUGGCAAUGACCCUCUUGUGGUUGAAGAUGUCAACAUUCCAGGAAUUGUGCUUGGUUUUCCACGUGCGCCACAUCCCGCUGCGUUUAUGGAAGCAGCAGCAUUAAAUCCUGCAGGUCGGUCUAAGAUCAUUUUCUUUUGCAUGGUCAGGGAUAUUUAGUAGCAAUAAAAGGAUUGCAAAAAUGAUAACAAUUUCCGCACGUAAUACAAACAUAUACAAAAUUUGCAAACUUUGCAAGACUAUAUUUUCAUGCAAGCUUUUCAACAUUUCGCAACCAAAUUUUCCAAUUUUACUAAUUUCAUUAUGUUCAUUUUAGUUGUGGUAUUUUAUUCCAUUCUCUUUACUUAGAUUAAAAUUUAGUCUAACAUGCAAGUUAUCCAUUGCGUGUAAAGCAUUAUCCAACCUCACGAGUAUGUAUAUGCUAAUUGUGGUUAUUAUUACUACUCGUAGGUUUAAUCCGAGCGCCAAUGCCACCGAUUCAAUAUCCUGUCCGUCCUUCAGCACACGUGACUGCCAACGUUCACGUUCCAACAUCAGAUCGUCCAGAUGCUGGUGGACCUCGCACGACUAAUGAUGAACGUCGUCCUGCUAUCGUUCCACCACCAAUCGCUAAUGUGAGACCUCACAUUGGAAUGACACGCUAUAAAGGUACCGAACGCAUGUGUUCAACAGAAAGCU